UCUUUGCCCACCCCUCUCCGCCAUUUCUUUUCCCUGUUCCCCGUCUACACGCACGCACCAGUCCCGUCCCCAUACACCGCAAGGCCUAUCAAUGCGCCCACGCUCUGGAUUCACCCGCCUCGCAACGAAAGUCCAGAGCUCGAGGAUUUGCUCAGCAGCGACGUAGAAUGCCUGAAGUGGCAGGCGUAUCUUGCUCUCCGCGACCUGUCGGGAAUUUAUGUCCGAUGGGACAUCACUGAAGACGGUGCCAUCGACGGGAGACUGCCCAAUCUCCAAGUCCCCACUAAGGACGGAGAGCCAGGUGGGGAGCUGUUGGCAGCACACCUUAUACCCGAAUGGGCGGAUGGAAAGGCUGGCGCGGGACUAGGCGAUCUGGAAGGCUACGCAGACGAGGCUGCAAGGGACGAGAGCCGCGCAUGGGUUUCACUCAUGGAGGGAAAUGUACAUGCUGCUCUGGCACUUUCAUACCCCCCUCCCUCGUUCCUCGCAGCGCUCAUAACUCCUUUCCCUGCGAAACACCGUUCCCUUGAAGCAAUGCUCAACCCCCCUCCAGCGCCCCUCACAGGCAUCAGCUCACUGCUGCCACCUUAUGGAACGCACCUCGACCGUAACAAUGUGAUGCUUCAGUACCGUGACGCUAUUGCGUCCCUGUCCGAGCGUCUCGGCACAGACAAGUGGUUCCUCGGUUCUGAGACACCAACAGCGCUGGAUGCCCUUGUCUUCGCAUAUCUCCACUGCAUCCUUCACUCGAAAGACAGUGCUGUGCGCAUUGAGGUGGCCCGCAGAGUUAAUCUCGUCGCGUGGGAGCUCCGAGUCCAGGGUCAAAUACGAUCAGCUUUU
Molecule: messenger RNA, 840 nt
Organism: Postia placenta MAD-698-R-SB12
Lineage: Eukaryota; Fungi; Basidiomycota; Agaricomycetes; Polyporales; Adustoporiaceae
Exons: 3
Biological process (GO): mitochondrion organization
Cellular component (GO): SAM complex
Source: RefSeq, a predicted model, not a curated record